AUGCAGAAUGAUGCAGAACUCAACAAGGAUUAUGAUCUCACAACCCCGAUCGCCUCCACUUCGGGACUUCGCCAGGGUCUAACCUCUUAUGGAGAUGCGCACUUCUCUCUAUUCCUUCGGAAAGUGUUUAUCAAGGCACUUGGUUAUUCCGAAGAUGCUUUAUCACGACCAAUUGUGGGAAUAAUCAACACUUUCUCCGGUUACAACCCCUGUCAUGCCAAUGUGCCGCAGCUCAUCGAGGCUGCGAAGCGCGGCGUGCAGCUCAAUGGAGGACUGGCUAUAGAGUUUCCUACCAUCAGUGUCGCUGAAUCUUUCUCGUCUCCAACUAGCAUGUUUUUGAGAAACCUUAUGAGCAUGGAUACGGAGGAGAUGAUUCGAGCUCAGCCAUUGGACGCGUGCAUCAUGAUUGGAGGAUGUGAUAAGACUGUUCCAGCACAGCUCAUGGGUGGUAUAUCUGCCAACAAGCCCGUUCUCCCUUUGAUCACCGGUCCCAUGAUGCCAGGGAGUCACCGCGGCCAGCGUAUUGGUGCUUGUACUGACUGCCGAAACAAUUGGGCAGCGUUCAGAGCAGGCGAGAUAGAUGUCGAAGAGAUCUCAGCAGUCAAUGAAGAGCUUGCACCGACGAUCGGGACAUGUGGUGUCAUGGGCACCGCUAGUACAAUGGCAUGCGUCACUGCAGCUCUAGGUAUGAUGCCACUCAAGGGUGCAUCUGCACCGGCAGUAUCAUCAGCAAGACUGCGAAUUGCAGAGGAGACAGGCGCAAAUGCAGUUGCGAUCGCCAAAUCCCAAAGAAAGCCACAGACGAUCUUGGCGAAGGAAUCCUUUUGGAAUGCUAUCACAGUUCUUCAGGCCAUCGGUGGCUCAACGAAUGCAGUGGUCCAUUUAUUAGCCAUUGCCAAUCGGCAUCCAGAGCUUCAGGGAGUAAUCACUCUGGACACUUUUGAGGAGAUCGGACGCAAAACUCCACUGCUGGUUGAUCUCAAACCGAGUGGGGAUAACUAUAUGAACGAUUUUCACAAUGCAGGAGGCAUGGUGGCGCUUUUGCAAGUGCUCAGGCCUUUACUUCAUUUAUCUGCCACGACAAUCACCGGGCAAACAUUGGGCGAGGUCUUGGACGCAUCUCAGUCCAAGCAAAUCUCCUUUGCACAGCACAUCAUUCGGCCAUUGUCCGAUCCCCUAUAUCCCUCGUCUUCUUUGGUUGUCCUUCGUGGCAACCUUGCCCCAGAUGGAGCGGUUAUUAAAGCCUCAGCCUCUAAGUAUAGACAUCUACUGUCUCAUACUGGACCAGCUUUAGUAUUUGAGAAUUCAGCCGACUUAGCCAAGCGUAUCGAUGAUCCUAACCUCGGCGUUACGAAGGAUAGCGUGCUUGUCCUGAAGAACAUUGGUCCAGUUGGCAAUCCUGGUAUGCCCGAGGCUGGUCUCAUACCCAUACCAAAGAAGCUAGGAAAAGCAGGAGUUAAAGACAUGCUGCGCCUGUCUGAUGGUCGAAUGUCAGGAACUGCGGGUGGUACCAUCAUUCUUCAUAUCUCGCCGGAAGCUGCGCUGCCAGAGUCCCCGUUUGGUGCCGUGGAGACCGGGGACUUGAUCAUCUGCGAUAUCGAGACUCGCACACUGAAAUUGGAUGUCCCUGAUUCAGUAUUGCAGGCUCGUAUUGAAAACCGCCGACAGGUCCUUGCAGGAGAUGUGCAGACACGAAAGCAGCGGAGAGGAUACCGGGGGUUGUAUGAGCGGUCGGUGAACCAAGCUCAGGAGGGAGCAGAUUUUGAUUUCUUGACCGCUGGGGGUGCCAAUUAG
Molecule: messenger RNA, 1794 nt
Organism: Penicillium nucicola
Lineage: Eukaryota; Fungi; Ascomycota; Eurotiomycetes; Eurotiales; Aspergillaceae
Gene: ilv3C
Product: putative dihydroxy-acid dehydratase
Exons: 3
Coding region: 1-1794 (597 amino acids)
Molecular function (GO): hydro-lyase activity
Source: RefSeq, a predicted model, not a curated record